AUGACGGAUGAGGAUUAUUUAGUUCAAAAGUUCAAGGUUUCCGCGGAAUGUGUACCACUUUACCGAGUGGAAGGAGUGGCCAGUGGAUGGGGAAAAGAAGGUGAAAUCUCAGUGCAGGAACUACAGAAAUUUUUUUUCAUCGUUCUCGGCUUAACGGGAAUGUUUGGUAGUCAACUAUUGUCCCUCGGUAUCUACUACACGAACGCGAACAUAGCGUCCAUAUUUCAAAAUUUAAUCCCGGUGUGGACAACAUUACUUGGUUUCUUAGCACGCAUUGAGCCGUUUCCAGACUUCCGUACUUUGCGCAGCUGGGCCAAGUCCUUGGGGAUUCUUUUAGCUGCGAUUGAAGCUGUAGUAAUUACUGUGGGAAAAGAAUCUGACUAAGCAUCGCAGCACAAUGGAUCAAACUUUUCUGUACGCCGCUUUGUGAGGUACAUAAUUCUCCUGGGAAGUACUAUAACCACGGCGCUGUACAUUUUCCUUCAGAAGAAGUUUAUCUUUGACAAAGAGGACUCUUACUGAAAAACAAAACCUGUUGCAGUUACUGCGUGGAGCUAUAUGUUCGGUGCGGUGUUUUUCGCCCUCGCAUCGCUUUGUAGCAUUAAGAAGCCAGAAAAAUUUACGCAUUUUCCUAUAGAGGAGGUCUAUCCAACUACGUACGCAAUAUUCAACACCUCUGGGUUGUGUUAUAUCUUUAUUUCUUGGUGUAACUUGCAGAUAUCAGCCUCACUCGUAACGGCCACAUGGCCUCUUCAAAUGUUUUUCUGUUUCAUUUUUUCGUACUUGAUGUUAGGUGAGUUGCUGAAAGCUCUUGAAUUUAUUGGGGGUGUGACCAUCAUUUUAGGCCUAGCGGUAGUGUUCUGGUUGAGUCUUACAGAAGAAAAAACAAACAACAAAGAGAAAGAGGCCUUGAACGGUUCUUACAGCUUCGUUAAAGUGUCACAGUACGAUGCAUUUACAGCAGAGGGUCAAAUACUAAUUUAA
Messenger RNA from Pocillopora damicornis (cauliflower coral), 984 nucleotides. RefSeq lists its product as uncharacterized. Lineage: Eukaryota; Metazoa; Cnidaria; Anthozoa; Scleractinia; Pocilloporidae. The record is from RefSeq and is a predicted model, not a curated record.